AUGGCGCAGAGCAUCCCAAUGCCCCGCCGCGCGCCGACGAGCGACAACGGCUCCCUCUCCCCGCUGGCAAAGUCCCCCCCGUCGGCCAGCACGAUCGAGUACGCGUCCUCGGCUCCCAUGGCCAAGACGAUGCACGCUGCCGACGGGACUGAGGACGAGGCCAUCCCCUCCCACCUCUAUGCCAAGCUCCCGCCCAACUUCCUCACCCGCGGACCGAAAGGCGACGUGCCGGAUUACCUGAGAAUGAUCCUUAUGUCCAAGGUCUAUUCCUCCCCCCUCAACCUCGUCGAAACACCCCUCAUGUACGCGGCCAACCUGUCCAAGAAGCUCGGAUGCGAGAUCUACCUCAAGCGCGAGGACCUGCAGCCCGUCUUCUCCUUCAAGAUUCGUGGCGCGUACAACAUGAUGGCCUCGCUCUCAGAAGAGGAGAAGCGCAAGGGUGUCAUCACUUGCAGCGCCGGCAACCACGCGCAGGGUGUCGCACUCUCUGGCCAGAAGCUCGGCAUCAAGGCGACGGUCCUGAUGCCAACAUCGACACCUAGCAUCAAGGUCAACAAUGUGCGGCGGUACGGCGGCAACGCUGUGCUGCACGGGGACGACUUUGACGCCGCCAAGGCUGAGUGUCUCCGCCGCUCCGAGGCCGAGGGGUUGACCUUUAUCCCCCCAUAUGACGACCCGUACGUCAUUGCGGGUCAGGGGACUAUUGCGAUGGAGAUCUGCCGCCAGAUCAUGGACCCUAGCACUGUCGACGGCGUGUUUGCUGCCGUCGGUGGCGCAGGCUUAGUUGCUGGCAUCGCGUCAUACAUGAAGCGCGUGGUGGGUCCCCAGACGGCAGUGUAUGGCGUUGAGACGCCCGACGGUGACGCGAUGGACCGCUCUCUCAAGGCUGGGCACCGCGUCCUCCUCCCCGAAGUAGGCCCCUUUGCCGACGGUACGGCUGUGCGCAUUGUCGGUGAAGAGCCGUUCCGCGUAUGCAAGGAGCUCCUCGACGGCGUUGUGCUGGCCGACAACGACGAGAUCUGUGCCGCCAUCCAGGACGUGUACGAGGACACGCGCAGCAUCCCCGAGCCGUCGGGUGCGCUCGCCCUCGCCGGCCUCAAGGGCUACAUCAUCCGCAACAACCUGCAGGGUAGUGGCAAGACAUUUGUCGCGGUCGUCUCUGGCGGAAACAUGAACUUUGGUCGGCUUCGUUUCGUCGCUGAACGCGCCGAGAUCGGUGAGGGUCGCGAGGUACUCAUGUCCUUCCGCGUUCCCGAGAAGCCAGGCAGUUUUAUCAAACUGCACAGCUACCUACUCCCGCGUGCAGUAACCGAGUUUUCGUACCGCUACAACUCGCCCGACUACGGCUACAUCAUCUGUUCGUUCUACCUGAAGGGUUCAUCGAGUCGUACUGGUCCGCCAACUCCCACCGAACGCCAAAAGGAGAUCAAGGACAUCAUCGCCGACCUGGCCAAACUCGACAUUGAAGCCGCAGACUACACUGAAAACGAGUUUGCCAAGAGUCACCUGCGUCAUCUGGUUGGCGGACGCAGCACGGUCGCGCACGAGCGUCUGUUCCGCUUCGAGUUCCCCGAACGUCCCGGUGCAUUGGGGCGUUUCUUGAGCGUCCUCAAGCCGAAUUGGAACAUCUCACUCUUCCAUUACCGCAACCACGGCGCUGAUGUCGGUAAAGUCCUAGUUGGACUCCAGCCCCCGCCUAAUGGCGGGAACGGGGGCUCGGUUGCCGACUUGAAUGCGUUCCUUGCCGAGCUCAACUAUCCGUUCGUAGAGGAGACGGCCAACGUCGCGUACCGCCGUUUCCUGCUCAACGGGACGCCUUAG
This is a messenger RNA of Cutaneotrichosporon cavernicola, 1821 nucleotides long. RefSeq lists its product as uncharacterized. The record is from RefSeq and is a predicted model, not a curated record. The coding region runs from base 1 to 1821 and encodes 606 amino acids. Gene Ontology annotation, biological process: L-threonine catabolic process; L-serine catabolic process. Gene Ontology annotation, molecular function: pyridoxal phosphate binding; threonine deaminase activity; L-serine ammonia-lyase activity. NCBI's taxonomy places the organism in Eukaryota, Fungi, Basidiomycota, Tremellomycetes, Trichosporonales, Trichosporonaceae. The transcript has 3 exons.